AUGAAGACCACAAAUCGACCAGAUGAGUGGAAGAUUGAGCAAGGACUUGCUGGAGCUGAGCUCCCGGUCCUUGACAUGACCGGGCCCAAGAACGUGCCUCUGACUAUUCAGACCUUUGGGCCCUUGAGCAAGAAUGAAGAGGCUAUCAAAGCCGUGGGUGACCCUGAGAAGCUCUUUACCAGAGAGCGCGAGGGAUGGGUUGGAUUCGUCGAGUGGGAGAAUUAUCCUGACAAAAAGGCUGCCGCGCACAAGAUUCUCACCUCGCAGACCUUUCCACCCAAUCCAGAAUUCCAACUUGGUCCCAUUCCUGGAACCAACCCGGUUCUUCCGGGAACUCAUUGGAAGAUGUGGCAUCAUGCCGUUGGCGGUGAGCUGACGGAUAUUCCUGACGACUCAUGGGCCACGGUCCUCAAGGAGAAGCAUCCCGACAUGCUCCAUCUUUUGCAGUUCCCAUACAAUGGAGAGCCGCCUAAGCGCCUUGUAACUGACAAGGCGAUUACUCCCAAUUCACUUCAUUUUGUGAGAAACCACGGAGGCAUUCCGCUCAUCGACAAGGACAAGUUCAGUUUCACCAUGGAUGGUCUUGUCGCAAAGCCUCGUGAAUACACGCUGGACGACCUCAUGGACGAGUCCAGGUUUCCGCGUAUGGAGAAGACCAUCACCAUUCAGUGCUCCGGAACCCGCCGCAUUGAGCAGAUUCUCCUAUACCCUGGCCAGGGUGACGAAGUGCCUCAAGCACCUUGGGCUGAGGGUGCUAUUGGCACUGCGAAAUAUGUUGGUAUCAGUCUCAAGAAGGUCAUCAAAGAAUGCGGAGGCUUAAUCGAUGGUGCCAAGCAUUUGGAGUUCUACGGCGCCGACACCUAUUUCAAGGAUGACAAGGUUAUGAACUACCUCGUCAGCGUUCCAUGGUCCAAGGUGAAAGCAAACGAAGUCAUGCUUGCGUGGGAGAUGAAUGGCGAGAUUUUGCCUGCCAUUCAUGGAUAUCCUCUCCGUAUUGUUGUGUUUGGAUACAUUGGAGCUAGGAGUGUCAAAUGGCUCUACCGCAUCAAGGCCAUCAAGGAGCCCUCCCGAGCACCAGUCCAGAGCCAAGAGUACCUCUACUUCCCCCAACAGGUGGGAAAGCACAACUUCAAGUUGACGGAUGGCAUUCAGAUUCAAGAAAUGCCCGUCAGUUCUGCAAUCAUGUCGCCGUGGACUAAGCAAGUCGUCAUCCACAACGGCAAGAUCCGCUGCAAGGGCUGGGCUUAUUCCGGCGGAGGUCGAUGGCCUGAACGUGUCGAACUGUCGGCAGACGGUGGAUUCAAUUGGUACACUAUACCGCUCGAAAAUCUCUCCAAGAAGCGGAAGUGGACGUGGCGCACGUGGGAGUAUGAACUUCCUUGCGACGUCGAGGGCUGGGUUGAGAUUGUGUGCCGUUGUUGGGAUAGUGCCUUGAACACCCAGCCGACUUUCAUUCGCACAGCUUGGAAUUGGGGCUUGCACGUUACGCAUUCUUGUCACCGAAUUUCGGUGUACAGCGUCAACAAGACCAGAAAAGCGACCCAAGAUCGCCUCAAAGAGUUUGAACAGGCUGGCAUUCCGUUUGGCCCUAUCACUGUGCCGCUCGCAUUCCCCUCGCAGAGUUGGGACGACUAUGAGAAGUUUUGGAAGGAGCAUGAUCCUCGUGAUGCCGAAGAUGACUGA
This is a messenger RNA of Trichoderma breve, 1683 nucleotides long. RefSeq names its product oxidoreductase molybdopterin binding domain-containing protein. The record is from RefSeq and is a predicted model, not a curated record. Gene Ontology annotation, cellular component: mitochondrion. Bases 1 to 1683 code for a protein of 560 amino acids. Gene Ontology annotation, molecular function: oxidoreductase activity; molybdenum ion binding. The transcript has 2 exons. Lineage: Eukaryota; Fungi; Ascomycota; Sordariomycetes; Hypocreales; Hypocreaceae.